Messenger RNA from Apis laboriosa (Himalayan honeybee), 1502 nucleotides. RefSeq lists its product as uncharacterized. Bases 166 to 1089 code for a protein of 307 amino acids. The transcript has 3 exons. The record is from RefSeq and is a predicted model, not a curated record. NCBI's taxonomy places the organism in Eukaryota, Metazoa, Arthropoda, Insecta, Hymenoptera, Apidae.
AAAAUACAUAUUGGACGAAAGAGAUACUAUAAAGAAGGAGGGAGUAGAUCUCGGAGUGGGAAAUAACGAGCGUUGCAACGUCUGCGAGAGUCGUGUCGCUACUUCCGAGGAAAUAACAUCUUAUAGGAUACUUUGUAGCGAAGAAGAUAGUAUUCUAUAUCCAAGAUGUCAAGACCGAUCCUUAGCAGACCGCGUACGCGCGUGUAUGGAUGCAACUAUGACAAAGGGGAGUCGUAUUAUAAGCCAAUGGUCGAUCACUUGGAUCGAAAGUAUAGCUCACGACCACUUUUUUCUGAACCAAGAAAUUCGUUGGCCGACGAGAUUGCAGCCCGGCGAGGCGACAUCGGCACGCGUGACCUCUCCGCCCCUCGCAACAGUCCCCUUGGACGUGACCUUGACCUUGAAUCAGAUCCUUCCAUUCGCGGCCCACAAUUACCCACACUACCCUCCUCGGCCACUGCCGACAACUUGUUCGCCCCCGAAGACGAGGAUGUCGUCUACGACAGCCGUGGGCAGCGUAGUCGGCGCCGAUUCGCCGACAAUUUUGCCAACGAUGUCGUAGCAACGACGCAACAUUUGAAAGCGAAACUGGCCGCGAUCGGGUUGGAGGACGAGGUCGAAGCCGCGUUGGGGAGAUCGCGACGUGCACGCCGCGAUGACGAGGACCGGGACGAAACUGGCCGAAGCGCUAGGAGGAAUCUGUGGAGGGAUGUUAAGUCGAUCGGCGAAGAGGCGGAGGCAACGUUCAAAAGACGUUCGAAGAUGUUCGACGAGAUCGCGGAUCGUUCGUCGGAUGAGGGAAGGCCGAUGCUCGCCAAAUGGUCGAAACUGACGAUGGACGAUAACGAAAAUUCGGUCGCGGCAAGCGCCGCUGCGACCAGGGCGAAACAGACGAAGGCACGUUUGAACGAUCUCGAGUCCGAGAUGGAGGAGCUAGCGGAGAGGCAAGCGAAGAGGGAGCGCAGGGCAGCCGCUCUCAGGGCGUUGAUCAACGAAAAUAUCGCCGACACGGAGAACGUUCAGGAGCAGUCGGUUGUUAGCAAAAAGGUUUCCAUCCGCGAACGUGCCGAGAAACACGUCGCUUUUUAGGAAUAUUCUAUAUUCGAUUCUAAGAUAAGAUUAAAUAUUUAUGACCUAAAGGUAUGAUAACGAUCGUGUUUUUAUUAUUCAAAGGAAAGAGAAAUAUAUAUAAGUCGUAUAUGUAUUGUGCGUUACCAGCAACAUCCCAUCCUAUCCUUCUUGUUAUUCUAUUUUUAAUAUAUAUAUCUAUCUCUUUUUGUUCCUAAUGAUCCUACGAAUAUUCUUUGUAUGUACAUAUAUCGUUUCGGAUCGUCCCUUUCUUGCAUCGUCAGCUAUAACGAACAUGUAUUCACAUUCACACGAAUAAUAUUGAUAUCUGUACAAAGUGUAGUAGGACAUUAGCAAUAUCGUGAAAAUAUAAUUUUAAUCGAUUAUAUAUUCAAUUGUAACGUAUAAUGUAUAAUAGAUUCUUUACGUAAUCA